Molecule: messenger RNA, 1018 nt
Organism: Erinaceus europaeus (western European hedgehog)
Lineage: Eukaryota; Metazoa; Chordata; Mammalia; Eulipotyphla; Erinaceidae
Gene: HRAS
Product: HRas proto-oncogene, GTPase
Exons: 5
Coding region: 195-764 (189 amino acids)
Biological process (GO): Ras protein signal transduction; cellular senescence
Cellular component (GO): plasma membrane
Molecular function (GO): GTPase activity; GDP binding; GTP binding
Source: RefSeq, a predicted model, not a curated record
CUGACGGACGGGCGAGGGGCGGGGCGAGCGCGGCGGGGCCCCGAGUCUGCCGCCCGCCGCCGAGCCGCGCCCGCUGCCGCCCGAGCCCAUGCGCCGGGUCAGCCGCGCGACCCCGCCCCGGCCCGGUCCCCGGGGCAGUCGCGCCAGCGAGCGGUGGGCCGGGAGACUGGGGCGGCGGCCCCCCGGACUCAGCCAUGACCGAGUACAAGCUGGUGGUGGUGGGCGCUGGCGGCGUGGGCAAGAGCGCCCUGACCAUCCAGCUCAUCCAGAACCACUUCGUGGACGAGUACGACCCCACCAUCGAGGACUCGUACCGCAAGCAGGUGGUCAUUGACGGGGAGACCUGCCUGCUGGACAUCCUGGACACGGCGGGCCAGGAGGAGUACAGCGCCAUGCGGGACCAGUACAUGCGCACCGGCGAGGGCUUCCUCUGCGUGUUCGCCAUCAACAACGCCAAGUCCUUCGAGGACAUCCACCAGUACAGGGAGCAGAUCAAGCGGGUGAAGGACUCCGACGACGUGCCCAUGGUGCUGGUGGGGAACAAGUGUGACCUGGCGGCUCGCGCCGUGGAGUCCCGGCAGGCACAGGACCUGGCCCGCAGCUACGGCAUCCCCUACAUCGAGACCUCCGCCAAGACGCGGCAGGGCGUGGAGGACGCCUUCUACACACUGGUGCGCGAGAUCCGCCAGCACAAGCUGCGCAAGCUGAGCCCACCGGACGAGGGCGGCCCGGGCUGCACGAGCUGCAAGUGCCUGCUGUCCUGAUGCCUUCGCCGCCGCCGCCGGUGACCCCGCAGCCCCCCCACGGCAGGCACCACAGCCCGGGGUGCAGGCAGGAGGGCCCCAGUGAGGAGGCCGUGCCCGACGUGCAGUCGGGAAGGGGACGGACACGGACGCGGCCCCGCCCCUCACCAAGGACACUUUGCACAGACUGUCUGGAACUGCCGCCACGGCCCCACCGCCCCCAGCCCGCCGGGCCCUGGGGUGCAGGUGGGAUCACAGUAAAUUAUUGGAUGGUC